This is a messenger RNA of Rhododendron vialii, 994 nucleotides long. RefSeq lists its product as uncharacterized. Gene Ontology annotation, biological process: protein N-linked glycosylation. Gene Ontology annotation, molecular function: alpha-(1->6)-fucosyltransferase activity. The record is from RefSeq and is a predicted model, not a curated record. The coding region runs from base 305 to 979 and encodes 224 amino acids. The transcript has 5 exons. NCBI's taxonomy places the organism in Eukaryota, Viridiplantae, Streptophyta, Magnoliopsida, Ericales, Ericaceae.
UCCUGAAUAUAUUCACUAUUUUCUUCAUAAUUUUAGACACAGAGUACGUGUUGUUGUGCAACGAACCAAACACGGGCGUGAGCAUGGAAAAUAGCAUGAAGACUAAUAUCAAUCAUGAGAAGGAAGCAUGACUUGCCGAUAUAUGGGGUUCCACAAGAUUCCCCACAUCCAAGCUCAUACCUAUUGUUACUGUAUUCUCAAAUGAAGAAAAGACCAAUAUCGGCCUAGCGCUUGGGGUAAUCCUUGGAGAUAUUUACAGCCAACAACAGAUAUAAAUGGAACUCUAAUUGCCUCUCAUCGCAAAAUGGAUAGAAGGUGGUGGCGAGCCCAGGCAGUCCGCUACCUAAUGAGAUUUCAGACUGAGUAUACGUGCAACUUGCUAAAUGCUGAACGUCAUGCGGCCUUUGGACGGGAAGCUGCAAAAUUGGUUCUUGCAACACCCGCUAAAGAAUGGCCAGAGGAAGUUAGAGAAGAACCGCAAUUUGAAAUGGAGCAAUUUGUAUGGUCCAAUCACAAACCGUGGAUGCCUAGGCCAUUGCUAAGCAUACAUGUGAUGAGGAUGGGCGAUAAGGCAUGUGAAAUGAAGAUAUUUGAAUUUGAAGAAUACAUGAAACGUGCUGAACGCAUAAGAAAGCACUUCCCACACCUUGUCAGCAUCUUGCUAUCCACGGAGAUGCAGGAAGUAAUUGAUAGAUCGAGAUCAUACCCCCAGUGGAAUUUCUACUACACAAACGUGACACGUCAGGUGAAGAACAUGUCAAUGGCUACUUACGAAGCCAGCCUGGGGAGGGAAACCAGCACAAAUUACCCUCUCGCUAAUUUCUUGAUGGCUGGGGAAUCAGAUUUCUUCGUCGGAGCCUUGGGUUCCAGUCGGUGCUUUCUUAUAGACGGAAUGAGGAACACGGGAGGAAAAGUUAUGGCUGGCUAUACAAGUGUCAACAAGGAUCGGUUUUGGUACUUAGAGAGUAAAUAUACAUAAAGAUGUCGGCUGGCG